AUGCUGCGGCGGCGGGCGCGGCCGGGCUGGGGGCUCGCGCUGCUGCUGCUGCUGCUGGCGGGGCCGGGCUGGGCGGCGGGGCCCGCGGAGCGGAGCCGGCCCUACGCCGUGCUGCGGAGACAGAACCUGGUGCUCAUGGGGAGCAUUUUCAGUAUCCUGUUGAUCACCAUGAUCCUGAUGGCAGUAUGCGUCUACAAGCCCAUUCGACGACGGUAG
Molecule: messenger RNA, 216 nt
Organism: Emys orbicularis (European pond turtle)
Lineage: Eukaryota; Metazoa; Chordata; Testudines; Emydidae
Gene: C16H12orf76
Product: chromosome 16 C12orf76 homolog
Exons: 2
Coding region: 1-216 (71 amino acids)
Source: RefSeq, a predicted model, not a curated record